Molecule: messenger RNA, 1322 nt
Organism: Dufourea novaeangliae
Lineage: Eukaryota; Metazoa; Arthropoda; Insecta; Hymenoptera; Halictidae
Product: sorting nexin-4-like
Exons: 10
Coding region: 57-1322 (421 amino acids)
Biological process (GO): protein transport
Molecular function (GO): phosphatidylinositol binding
Source: RefSeq, a predicted model, not a curated record
UGAAAGAUUUUGAAGUUCUGUCGUCAUUUCGUAGAUUGUUAGGCCGGUUUGGAAUUAUGGAACAAGUAUUUCAGAACGGGAAUUAUCAGAGGGAGGCGAAUGCAAAUAUGACUACAACGGAAUUACAGAAAGAGGACUCAUUAUUUGAUCAUAUGGAGAUCUCAAUAGUUGAAGCUGAGAAACGAGCAAAUGGAGCUUUGAAUUUAAGAGAAUUUUAUAUAGUCUACCUCAUUGAGACUAAAGUUACUGAUCCAGACUUUAAUGGAGCAAUUAGCAAAAUAAGCUCCCUGUGGCGUCGAUAUACAGAAUUUGAAUUACUCCGAGCUUACUUAGAAAUUUCUUAUCCAUAUAUUGUUUUGCCUCCAUUACCAGAGAAAAAAGUUCUCUAUCCAUGGCAAAAAGUUACCACUGACACAUUUGAUCCAGAUUUUGUUGAUCGACGUAGAGCAGGUCUUGAGAAUUUCCUUCUGAGAGUAGCAUCACAUCCUAUAUUGUCUCGUGAUGAGCAUUUCAUGGGGUUUCUACAACAGAAGGAUGGUUGGAGAGAAAGUAUUAAAGAGAGUGGAUAUUUGCAAUUAGCGGAAUCAAAAUUAAAAGCACUAAGUGUAGCAGUGCGAUUAAGAAAACCAGAUAAACGAUUUGAAACAAUAAAAAAUUAUGGAAUUGAACUUCAGAAUAACUUGUGCAAUCUUCUUCGGGUACGUGCAAGAUUAGUAGAAAAACAAUACAGUUUGUACAAACUACAUGCAAACUAUGGUCGUGUAUUCAGUGAAUGGAGUGCCAUAGAAAAAGAAAUGGGUGAUGGAUUACAGAAAUCGGGCCACUAUCUGGAUUCGUUGGCCGCGACAAUAGAUACCACUCUUGAAGAAGAAGAAUUAAUAGCGGAUCAAUUAAAAGAAUGGCUAUUCGGUGCAUCAGCUUUACAAGCAGUUGUCAAGCGAAGAGAAGCUUUGCAACUAACUAAAGAUGAAGCUCAUGAUGCCUUGACCACUGCAUUUGAGCAAAAAGAAAAAGUCAUGCAAGGAAAAUCAGGAUUAAUGUCACGGUUGUUUGGUUCAGUGGAUACAGAGGAAGUCCGCGAAUUGAAAAUAUUACAAUUGGAGCAAAGAAUUGCACAGCACGAAGAAGCUAUGAAGCAAGUAGAUGAAGACUUAAAGUCUUUCUCUAUUAAAGCAAUGAUGGAUAUUGAGAGAUUUCAGCAUCAGAAGGUAGUAGAUUUAAAAGAAAUUUUGGCAGCUUAUUGCAUCUUACAAUUCAAACUUGCUAAAAAGGGAAUGCAAGCUUGGCAGCAUAUCAAGAGUUGCCUAGAAAAUAUGCCAUAG